UGAGCUACAAGCGCUGCCAAAAAACACCCCCUUUCCUGUCGUUGUGUUAGCCUGGAGAAUUCCUCCUUAUUCCAGUUUUGGACAGACACACACCCGGAGACUACCUCAAUCGCAGUAUUAUACAGACCUAUAUAUUUGCCCAACCUCCUUGAUAUUACAACUUGGGAUCUGAAAGAACAAAAAAAAAACCAAACAAUUAAAAACUAAAAUCGCUGUAUUAUCGGUAAAGGUGUUUACAAAAGCUUGCGUAACGCGUUCCUGGUGUUGUUAUAAAUUUGGAGAGUGCGCGUCCGGCUGUACAGACUGCCGACUGCAGACGAGGCGCGCGAUGGACAAGGCCAUUAAGACCCUAGUCACAGCGUUUCAGGAUUCAGCCAGAGGGAGUGCGGAGCUGGGGAAGGACGAAUUCGAGAAUCUCAUCCGUACGCAACUACCAAACAUCCUGACGCACACAAAGGAUGACGAAGCGGUGGCGGACCUGAUGCGCCAACUCGACUCCAACAAGGACGGGAAGAUCAGCUUCAGAGAGUACCUGGACCUCAUCGGAGAGGUCGGCCGCUGCCUGAGCCAGCAUAGACUGUCUGAACAGCACUGAGACACUGUGCUUGCAUCACACUGCAUUUCAACCUGCCCGCUGCUUUACCAGACCUCUCUGUGCUUUACAAUGCUUCCCUGUGCUUUACCAGACCUCUCUGUGCUUUACAAUGCUUC
This is a messenger RNA of Polyodon spathula (Mississippi paddlefish), 711 nucleotides long. RefSeq lists its product as uncharacterized. Bases 329 to 595 code for a protein of 88 amino acids. Gene Ontology annotation, molecular function: transition metal ion binding; calcium ion binding. NCBI's taxonomy places the organism in Eukaryota, Metazoa, Chordata, Actinopteri, Acipenseriformes, Polyodontidae. The record is from RefSeq and is a predicted model, not a curated record. The transcript has 3 exons. Gene Ontology annotation, cellular component: perinuclear region of cytoplasm.